Molecule: messenger RNA, 957 nt
Organism: Triplophysa rosa
Lineage: Eukaryota; Metazoa; Chordata; Actinopteri; Cypriniformes; Nemacheilidae
Exons: 1
Coding region: 1-957 (318 amino acids)
Source: RefSeq, a predicted model, not a curated record
AUGAAUUCCUCCUAUGUUGAGAUGAGUUCUUUGGAAUUUGCCGUAGUGUAUGUGCCUGUUUCUGCCGCAACUAUCCUGAUGAACAUGUUUUUUAUCUACUGCAUGUUUUCUUCACAGGACGGAUCAGAAAUCUGCCAAAAGCCUCCUCUGAAUGUCUUGUUCGGAUCUCUUAUUGGGUGCAACCUUCUUCUGAACAUCUGUAACCUUCUGUUUGUUAUGUAUGACUUUGUUGACGUGCCUAUUCGGAUGUACAUUAUUUCGUCUGCACUUAUAAUGUAUGCCAUGAGGACCAGUGUUACUGCGUCUCUUGGGGUCAAUGUGUUUUAUUACUUUCAGAUUGUCCCUGCCCGGCACCCUUGUUUGAUCUGGCUGAAGACGCACAUCAAACUUUUCAUGUAUUUGAUGUUGUUUUUUGACAGAUUUUUCUUUUUAUUUUCAUUCUUUUUGCAUGCUAUCCCAAGCAGAGUUUUUAUCUCUGUGGUGUACUUUAAUUCAUCCAGCAUUCCCAACUAUAACACCGAUGGCUUAAUUGUACGGUACAAUCUCUUGUUGACAGACUUUUCGCUGAGAUGUAGCUAUUUUUGGUGUUGUCUUGGCAUUAUGCUGGCAUCUAACACUGCCACUGCUCAUUAUCUAUGGAGGCAUGUGAAGAGCAUGGAGGGGAACAGCGGUUCAGCUCUUCGUUACCGGAAGCAAAAGAGAGUGACUAUACUGAGCAUCACACAAACUGUGCUUUUCUUUUUCUGCUCAGGUUGGCUAAUGGCAGAUGAACUCAUUUAUCGGUUUGAUUUAGUAUUGUUUGAUCCAAGUGGUCACAUACUUUGUUCCGUUUUGGUAUUUUACUCUUUUGGCACAACCAUCAUCUUAGGUUUAGGUCAGUCAAAAUUUAGGCUUCGGGCUGUAGAUUUUGUGAAAAAACUUGUUCGACUCUCUUACGAAGUACAUGAAAGUGAAUGA